ACACAUGCGCUUGCUCGAUAUUCGCGCAGUCAGUCCAGCUUCGCUCUCACUGGCAGAAUUUUCCAUUUAUCGCUGCAGUUGUCGGAAAAAUUGAUUUCAAAAUAUUUCCCAUACAAACAUGUUACUGUUCUCUCUGACGAAUCAACUAUUAUGCUGUCCUAAACACCAGACAACAAAGACAAGCAUUGCAAAAACAGCAGCAGCAACAACAAAAACAACAACUAAUACACUCUCUAUAACUUUAUAACAAGAGAUUUUCGUUUUCGCGCAAUUUUAAGAAAAGCAACAACAACAGCCAGACGUCAACAUAGCAAAGUCGACGCAAAUAUUUCUUAAAAUCACCGAAAAAUAAACGAAACGGAGAAAAGCGUGCCAGCAAGCCAAAAAUUAAAUUGAAAACAAAUUACGCUUAAAGCGACGAACAACAUAAUACUCUUUUGAAAAAAGAUAACGUUACGAUAAACUACAAAGAAUUUAAAUUUCAAAAACUUUUUUUUCACACACAUUUACACAAACCGAAUUUGUUAAAGAGGCGGGAAGUGUGUUAAUUAACUUCUUUUUAUUUCCGCUUUAAGUACAUGUAAUUAAAAACUAGUGUGCGUGGCAUUGUUUGCUUUUAGGCGCAGUUAGUUUGGUUAAAACUAAACUAGCUGCCUUAGUAAAGAAUCAUUUAAGCUUAGUUUAAGUGCAAGCGCUGCACGGCGUCGCUUUGAAUUUCACCAACUUUUCAUAUUUUCGUAAUGAAAAUUGCAAACAUGAAAUUUAAGCGCAAAUAUGGCUGUUUAAAUAUUUGAAAAAUAAUAUUAGUGUAUUUUUCGAAUAUUUUAUUUCAUAGUAUUCUAUAAGUUUUCAAACAUUAUAAACAAAUCCCUGUCUAAUUAAGUCUAUAUCUGUCUGUUUGUGUCUUCUGUAAACCCCCCUACCCACCUACUGGUUAGUUUAACAAUACAUUUACACUUACACACACACACACACACAAAUAAAGAGCAACUCAUAACAUUUAAUGAUAUUUAAGCUUUCUUAGCUAAAUACUGAAUACUUUCGUAAUUAAAUAGCUAGCAUUUGUGGUAUUUGAUUCAAGCAGACGCUUAACAAUUUUCAGAUUUUUUUCACAUUUUCCUACGGCUUCUCUUACCGUGCGUAUGCUUAAUUUUUUAUUUGAAAACUUCUAACAUACUCUUUUAAUAUACACGCUAAUAAUUGUGAAAACGUUAAAUCAAAUGAUAUUAUAAUCAAAUAACAAAUAAAACAACAACAACUACAUAAAUCGUUAAAUUAAUUGCACUGAAAAAAAACGUGCAACAUGGAUGCGCUAUCGCCCGAUUUACUAUGGAUGGUCGUGCUCGGCUUUCUGAUCGCUUUUGUAUUGGCAUUCGGUAUUGGCGCUAACGAUGUGGCAAAUUCGUUUGGUACGAGCGUUGGUUCGGGUGUGCUAACUAUAAGACAGGCUUGCGUACUGGCGACUAUAUGUGAAGUUUCUGGUGCAGUUUUGAUUGGUUACAAGGUUUCGGACACUAUGCGUAAAGGUAUUUUGGAAGUUGGUCUCUACGAAGGCGCCGAAGAGGAAUUAAUGUUGGGCUGUGUCGCUGCGCUGGCAAGCAGCGCUAUUUGGUUGCUGGUCGCCACAUUCCUAAAGCUACCCAUUUCGGGUACACACAGCAUUGUCGGUUCAACAAUUGGUUUUUCAUUGGUGGCACGCGGUACACAAGGCCUUAAAUGGUCCACUUUGGCCACGAUAGUGGGUUCAUGGUUCAUAUCGCCGGUGAUGAGCGGCUUGGUCAGUAUUUUACUAUUUUUGGCAAUACGAAAAUUUAUUUUGCGUGCCAGCGAUCCACUAAAGGCGGGAUUUCGGUCAUUGCCGAUCUUUUAUGGUGUCACCUUUUUCAUCAAUGUUAUUAGUGUGGUGUUGGAUGGACCAAAAUUGCUUUAUAUGGAUAACAUUCCCACGGGGAUUGCUAUAGGUGCGAGCGUGGCGCUCAGCUUAUUGGUUGCACUGCUUACUCAACUUAUUGUUGUACCAAUACAAAAACGUAAAAUCGCUAAACAAUUACGCGCUCAAAACCCUGUCAAAUUCAAUUUUGAGGACUCUGUUGAAUCCUCACCGUCCGGUAGUCCUAAGAAAAAUCGUCGUCCAUUAUCACUCGUUAGCGAUGGCAAACAAUUGCCAGCGAUUGCCGAAAUCACCGAACUCGUCUCAUUGACCGACAAUUCACCGAAAACGUUUAAGUUAGCACCUUAUGGGCUUAAUAAAAAUGGUCAUGUGACCACACCAAACAACGGUUAUACUGCAGACGGUUACAAGAUCAAUCCGGAAAUCAUAAAGAAAGCCGAAGACUUGCUGGGCAAAGCCAGCUUGGAUAAUACGGAUUUGACCAUUACUAGUUUGAAUUUCAUUGACGAGCAGUAUCAGAAUGGCAAUGGCAAUGGCUUGCUGCAGAAUGGCAAUAGGAAUAACAAUACCAACGGUAUAGUAUUGAAUGGUGCUGGUAAAGCCAGUCAGCUGCAGGAUUAUUUUAAGCCGGGCGUCAAAUCACCUUUGUUGGAUACAAAGAGCUUUGAACAUUCCAAUGAGCUUCCAGCACACCAGCAACAGCUGCUCGAAAGCAACCAAUCACCCGGCUGUGUUGCAAAUAAUAAAAUUACACAAACUGCCAUGGACACAAGUACCACCAACACUGCUACAACCACACUCAUCACACCCGCUGCACCCGCUAUUGCGCCAAACGGUGAUGGACAUUCACAAAUUUCGGAUGUGAUAGUUACGCAAGCUACCACAACUACGUUGGAGCCCAUAACAACAUCCACAACUGCCAAAAAGGAUUUGAAAGUGGUUGAAAGCGGUAGCAGUUUGGAAAUGAUGAUAACGUCUACUUUAUCGCCGAAUUCUAGCAAAAUACCGUUGAUCGAAAGCAAAGAGUUGAUACAAGAUUUCAAGCAGACGGGCGAUGCACCAGCGCACAAUGACGAGGAGUCGGAGGAGGUGUCAAUGCUAUUUUCAUUUUUACAAAUUUUAACUGCAACUUUUGGCAGUUUCGCACACGGCGGUAAUGAUGUGAGCAAUGCCAUUGGGCCACUAAUCGCGCUGUACAUGAUUUAUAGAGAGGGUUCUGUGAUGCAAAAGGCCGAAAGUCCCAUUUAUAUUCUGAUCUAUGGAGGUAUUGGUAUCUCAGUGGGUCUAUGGCUGUGGGGACGACGGGUCAUCGAAACAAUCGGCAAUGAUUUAACGAAAAUUACAUCAUCCACCGGCUUCACUAUCGAGGUCGGUGCCGCGAUCACGGUGCUAUUGGCGAGCAAAAUCGGUUUACCCAUCUCAACGACGCAUUGCAAAGUGGGUUCAGUGGUUUUUGUGGGACAUGUGAGCAGCAAGGGACAUAAACCAGCAAAAGCCGGAUUCUCAAAAGAGGCUUCAGUGGAAGGCGCUGUCAUUACAUCAUCCACUGCUACCACGCCAACAACAACGAAUGCGAAUGAAAUAAGCGCUAAAAUCACGGUGUCCUCAUCGACAAGUGCGAACGCCAUUGCCAAUGGUGCCGGUGGUGCGCAUUCUGUGGCUACUGGUGGUGAUGCUGUUGCUGCUGCGGGUGCUGCUGUCGGUGCUGUCGAUUGGCAUUUGUUCAGAAACAUUGCCUACGCUUGGAUUGUGACCGUGCCGGUUACGGCGCUGCUCUCAGCUGGCAUAAUGUUUCUGAUGUGCAGCAUUGUUUUGGCCUAAGCCAGGUGGCAAGCAAUAUGCAACAAGGCGUUUAAUUACAAAAUAAAUAUAUAUUAAAAAGAAGAAGAAGCAGAGAACCAUGUUACAAUUAUUAAGUAUUCAUCAAACUUACUAACGUAAGCGUAUCUACAAAUGUACACAUUAACGAUAUUGUACUUAUUAUGAUAAUGUAAUUUAUUGUUAUUAUUAAAAAAAAAAAAACGAUUAAAACAAAAUAUGGUAUAAUUAAAUUAAAAAUUAUUAAAACAAAAUUUGGCAGCGAAUAUGGAAGAAUUGUAAACAUGUUUGGAAAAAGCGAUGUGUUGCAUUUUAAAUGUUUGAAUAUUUGCGAAUUGAGUUCAAUUGUAAGUGCCAGUUAGCCUGCCAGCCAGCGUCAAUGCAUGGAUUCCAUAUAAACAGAAAAACAAAUUAAACAUUAUUAUUAAACAAAAUUGAAUAUUAAACGAAAAAAUGGAAAAUGAUAAUAUUUACAGUGGGAGCAACUAAGUACAUAUAAUUAAUUAAAGCAUGAACUAAGUAUUUCGUGCGUUGAUUGUUUGAUUUGAUCGUCAUUUAGUCAUGACCGUAUGAUAUUGGAAGCAAAAAAAAUGUUUUUAAUGUAGUUUAAACAACAAAAUUAACACAACAAAGGUAAAAAAGAUAUUAAUGAAAAGUUCACAGUCGCAACCGGUUGAUUUUGGCAGUCUAAUAAAAUAUACCAUUUAAAAGCAAUCGAUAUUUUUUUGUUUUUAUUUUUUUACGGUAAAUCGAAUAAAAGUUAAGCGAAUAGCAACAAAAUUAAAAAAAAAAAUAAUAAUAAAUGUAAUUAUAUAUUUGUAUUACAAAAAUAUAUUGCAGUUUUUAUGCUUGCGAAAAUAUUAUGAAAAUUAAUAUUUGAAAAAUUUUGUAUGGCGUAUGUUAAAUUUUUUUAAAAAUAACAUAUUGUCUAACAAUUAAAAGCAGUUAACGAUAAUCGCUGGAAAAAUUUCUAUCAUUAACCAGAUUUAUGUUUCGUUUUCUACUCCGAGCAGUUAAUUGUUUGAAAACUCAUUGAUAUUUUAUAGAAAAACAAAUGUUUCCUCCGCUCAACCUCGAAUAAAAUGAAUUUAUUGUUUCUAAAACAACAAAAUUUAGCAAAAUAAAACUUUAAUUUUUAAAUAAAACAAUUUGUAGGAAUUUUUCAUAUAAAUACAAUAUUUAAUAUUUUUUUGUUAAAAAAAAUAAAUUUUUUGUUAAAAAAAGUUAAAAUUAAAUUUUCAUAUAAAUACAGUUGAGCAAUUCACAACCUAUCGUAAAGCAUCGUAAAAUUAUAAAAAAACAAGUGUAAAAAUUUAUAAUUUUACGAUUUUACGAUGCUUUACGACAGGUUGUGAAUUGAACAAGUAUUUAAAAUUUUGUUGUUAAAAAAAAUACAUUUUCUUUUGUUAAAAAGAAUCUAAAUUAGUUAAAAUAAUAUUUGGUUAAAUUAAGUUAUGUGCGAAAAGGAAGUUUGAUAUGUUGCAAAAAAAUAAAUAAUUGUAGCUAUCCAAGUAUUUAGAGUACUAUAAGUACAUGAAAAAGCAAAGCAGAAAAAUAAAAAUGCAAAUAAACAAAACAGGACAUAAAGAAUAAUUAAAAACUGCUUGCAAAGUAAUGGUUGAAGGAUUGAAUGAAUCAUAAAGCUAUGCAUAAAAGACAACAAAAAAAUGUAAUACAUGUAAAUAAGAAAAAAAAAACAACUUGGCAAGAUUUGAUUUUUUUGGUUUUUGUUAAAACAAUGUCUACAUCUUCUUUGGCACUAUAACCGUGAGUCGGUCUGGGCCGAGAAAAAAUAAUUAUGAAUAAUAUUUAUUUUAUAUCAAUAUAAUUAUUUAUGAACUUAAAAACGAACAAAAAUAUUAAUUUAAUAUUAUUGAAACUUAAAAUUUGGUACUUAAAUUUUAAAAACUUAUAAUUACUUUAGUUGAGUUUACAAAACUGGUUUAAGUAGUUAAACUAUAAUUAAAAUAUAAAAAAUAAGUUGUAAAAUUUCAACACAAACAAUUUCAAUCAAAAUUUUAUUUUCGAUGAUUUUCUAGAAAUCGAAAAUUAUCUAAAGAACCAAAAUUUUAUUUUCGAAGAUGGUUUAGAAAUCGAAAUUUUUCUGAACACCCAAAAUUUUAUUUUCGAAAAUUUUCUAAAAAUCGAUUUUUUUCUGAAGAAUCAAAAUUUUUUUUCGAAGAUUUUUUAGGAAACGAAAUUUUUCUGAACAAACAAAAUUUUGCUUUCGAAGAUAUUUUAGAAAUUAAAAAUUUUCUGAACAACCAAAAUUUUAUUUUCGAAGAUUUUCUAAAAUCGAUUUUUAUGCACGACCAAAAUUUAAUUUUUAAAAAUUUUUUAGAAAUCGAAAACCCAAAAUUUUAUUCUGGAUUUUUUUGUACAAAUAAAAUUUAAUUCUCGAAAACUUUCAAGAAAUCGAAAUUUUUUUGAACAACUAAAAUUUUAUUUCCGAGUUUUUCGAGAAAUCGAAACUUCUUUCAACAACCGAAACUUUAUUUUCGAAAAUUUUCUAAAAAUAGAUAUGUAUUUUUCUGAACAGCCAAAAUCUUAGAAAGUUUUUUUAGAAAUCGAAAUUUUUCUGAAGAAUCAAAACUUUAUGUUGGAAGAUUAUAAAGAAAUCGAAAUUUUUCUGAGCAACCUAUAUAUAUUUUCGAAUUGAGUAGUACAGCUCCGCUGAAGUACAAUUCUUUUUGUUACAAAUAUUAAUUUCUAGCGAUUUAAAUAUUAAAUUAAGCUUUCUAAAUUUAAUUACAUAUAAAAAACUUUAUAUAAAUAAGUACAAAUUUUUUUCUUAUUUUUUUAUAAUUUUUUUUAAUUUGUUUUUUGUAUGAAAUUAUAAGCAGUUGUAAUGCAGCAAAUGUAAUGACCUUUCAGACUACAGCAUAUAGUAAAAACAAUAAUAACAAAAACCAACUUUUGAAGAUUCAAGUAAUAAUAAGACGCAUACUUUGCAUUAAAAAACUACAAAUUUAAAAACUUCGAAACCCAAAAUGAAAGAAUGAAAUGUCAAUAUUAGUAGCUAAAAAAAUAAUUAAAUAUAGCUGAAAAAUGUAUAAGAACAAACAAUUUUAUUGUCGUUGUGUAUGUGACUAAAGAUUACUAAAGUAAUUACCAACAACUUUUAAACAAACAACAGAACAACAACCUAGUUAGUUAAGAUAAUAUUUAUGCAAAGGCAAUAGAAAAAAAAACAUAUUAUUUCCGAUACAAAGAGUAAACUCAAAGAAUAUAACAAAGAAAAACAAAAAUUAGCUAUACUUUACAUUUUUAUUUUUACUCUGGCGAGGCUAAACAUUGUUUAUAGUUUACUAAUUACACUCAAAGACUAUUUCUGUUUAAUGCAUUUUCGAAACACUUUUUUGUUUUUGAAAGCUUUUUUAUAAACUAAGCAUAAAACCACAAAAUAUUUGCUUUCAAAGCUUAAAACUUCAAGAAAAAUUUUAGUUUUAUGACAUCAACUCUAUUAACAGAAUAAAAAUAGUUUAGUAAAUGGCUUAGCCUAACAAGAAAUAUUUUUAAACACAUUCGCUGUCCCUUACAGACUCCCAAUCACCAAUGAAAUUACAAAAACUUAAUUUAUUAUAAGUUUAUAAAAGCUUUGAAAUUCAACUAAAUUCUUGAAACAAAAAUAAUAAACACAACAAAUUUUCUAUGACAUAACAAUAUUAAUAAGAAGAUACUCAUCACACUGUACCCAAAAAAUAAUUGUACGAACAACAGCGUUUUCAAAAGCAAUUUUUAUAUAAAAUUAAUAAAAAUACUAAUUUAUAGUGAAUUGAGCCAUAUACAAAAUUUAUGUUAUACCCAAAACCUUAACCAAAAAUAUAAUAGAACCUCAUAAUGAUAACUUAAAAAAUAAUAGUUGAAAAAAAAAUAAAGUUAUAAUGAAUAAACUGUCAUAAGUUCCUCGCAAA
Molecule: messenger RNA, 7623 nt
Organism: Bactrocera neohumeralis
Lineage: Eukaryota; Metazoa; Arthropoda; Insecta; Diptera; Tephritidae
Gene: NaPi-III
Product: sodium-dependent phosphate transporter 2
Exons: 8
Coding region: 1304-3712 (802 amino acids)
Biological process (GO): phosphate ion transmembrane transport
Cellular component (GO): membrane
Molecular function (GO): phosphate transmembrane transporter activity
Source: RefSeq, a predicted model, not a curated record